Molecule: messenger RNA, 1586 nt
Organism: Notothenia coriiceps (black rockcod)
Lineage: Eukaryota; Metazoa; Chordata; Actinopteri; Perciformes; Nototheniidae
Product: 227 kDa spindle- and centromere-associated protein-like
Exons: 12
Coding region: 47-1354 (435 amino acids)
Biological process (GO): cilium movement; outer dynein arm assembly
Cellular component (GO): axoneme
Source: RefSeq, a predicted model, not a curated record
GUUUACCCGUUGGACUGAUACUAGUGUUGUUCAUGACCUCACUGACAUGUUGGUCUAUGGGGACAAAAUAGAGCAGGAGUGGCAAGCAGAAAAAGGCAAAGUGGCAUCUUUGAAAGAACAGAUCAUACAAUGGGAGAGGAAGUUGGUGGAACAGAAGACUGGUGGGGGAACUACACAGUUCAGUAUAAAACCUGGGAAAUACUUACUGAAAAACACUUUUUUCAUGGAAAACAAAUUGCACAGGGCUGGAAAAAGCUUCAAUACAACGAUGAACAGGAAUGGAGAGUUGAGGGAUGAGCUGAAGAAAAUGCAGAUGGAGAAGAAACAGUUCCUAAAUGUUCAAUCUCGCCUGGGAAAGGAGCUGCAUGCACUUCGCAAGGAUAUUGGUAGCCUGAUGGCUAAAUGCACUGAAGCCUUUAAUGCCAGUGUGAAGUUUCAGGAAAGACAGAGGAUGCUGAUGGAGCAGAAUGCUAAGGAUGUGGAACAGUUCAUCAAACAGAACAGCAACCUGGAAAAAGAAAUGUCUCGAAACUGCAACUUUGAGAUUUUCCUUGACAUAAAGGAUUUUGCACGCAGCUGGGACAAGGUGAAGGGCAAGCAAUUGGAUUCUAAGGAAUUGGGUCCAGAAGAUUUUGAGGAUGCUAUCAAAAACAUCCUCGAAGUGACAGAAGAAAGUGACCUGGACAAACUUGUCAGGAACUUCCUACAAAUGGAGGAGAAGACCUACACUUUAAUGAAAUUUGUCAACUAUCAGCAAAAGGAAGCAGAGACCCUUCAAAGGCAGAUCUCUCAGCGUUGCAAUGAGAGAGAGAUGUUUGUAGCUGAGAAACAGCGGCAGCAGGAGCAACAUCAGGCUCUUCAGAUUAAAGUCUCCAUCGAGCAAGAGGUGAUGGAGCACCAGCUGGCAAGUUUCCAAACGCGCGUUGAGUUCAUGGAAAAGCUCCUAGAUCAGCUCAAAGAAGGUUGCGAGUCAUUGCUUCAGAUAAGCGGUGACAGCUCUGAGAUCUGCAACCAGUUGGGCUCCUCUGAUGGAGUGCAGGAGGAAAACAUUGCAGAAUACCUGACAGAGGUGGAGAACAGAGUCAAUGAGCUUCUCUCUCUGCAGUCCUUUCUCCAUUUCCAGGAAAACGUUAAAAACCAGUGGGACAUUGACAAUCUGAGCACCAUCGCUGGGCAGCUCCUGGGAAAGACCCCCAGAGCUGUGAGACCCCCCUCUGCUGCUGAGACCCCUGCACCUGUUGCGGACCCAGACCUUUUGGAGUCGGUGCUGUUGGAGGCAAAGGAGCCAGUGAGGAGAGAUGUUCUACUGACACUGGUCAAAAAAAGGGCUCAGAGGAAAAAGAAGACUGACUGAUGUUGUCAGUCGAUGCUGCUCCUGAGCCAGCGGAAACAAGUCUGUGCUGGGAUUUGUACUUUUUAAAAGCUUUAUUAUAUUGUAUGCUUCUUUAGUGAAUGUUUAGAUGGACAUAACAUGUUGUAAAUCAGUUAUUGACUUACAAGAAGAUGGGGAGGUAGUGGCGUUUAUGUAAAUCAAUGUGAGUUUCUUAACAGUCAGUGGUACUUAUGAAUUAAAGUAAUGUAUCUUU